Messenger RNA from Pediculus humanus corporis (human body louse), 258 nucleotides. RefSeq lists its product as uncharacterized. The transcript has 3 exons. Bases 1 to 258 code for a protein of 85 amino acids. NCBI's taxonomy places the organism in Eukaryota, Metazoa, Arthropoda, Insecta, Psocodea, Pediculidae. The record is from RefSeq and is a predicted model, not a curated record.
AUGUAUGGAUGUGCGUGUUACGGAGAUGCAUUAUUUGUCGAUUUACCCAGAAUACGUUUGGAUGGAGGUGCAAAAGCAUUUAGACAAAGAUGGGGCUACGAAGUUAGUCCUCCUCCAACGCUUAUGGAAGUCGAAGAAGAAGAUGAUGAAGGACGUGAAUGUGGUGGCAAUGGAGAAGGAGAAACCGUAUCGUUGAGAGAUGAUGGAAACGCUCCGACUAUGUCACCCUUAGAUGUCACUAGUAUAUUAGUAAUAUAA